Molecule: messenger RNA, 3470 nt
Organism: Trematomus bernacchii (emerald rockcod)
Lineage: Eukaryota; Metazoa; Chordata; Actinopteri; Perciformes; Nototheniidae
Product: neuritin-like
Exons: 3
Coding region: 219-662 (147 amino acids)
Biological process (GO): nervous system development; neuron projection extension
Cellular component (GO): plasma membrane
Source: RefSeq, a predicted model, not a curated record
CACUCGGCCGGAGCAGAAAAAGACUACACACACACACACACACACACACAGGCUCACACCAAGUGUUUAUCUCCGCUUCAUCUCUGAUACACACCGACACACGUUAAUGAUGGGCGGAUAAGCAGCUCCGUGAGACUGAGCUCCGCUUUUUUUAAAUUGCUUUUCACGAGUGCCUCGGCAGCAUCCCGCGCCCUCCGCUUGGCUUGAGAUGGGAUGAUAUGGGAUUUUUCAUGUCGACGAAGAUCGGAGGGAUACUCGCGUUUGCCCUGGUAUUUCUGUCCCUGAUGGUGUCAGGAGACUUGGAUGCUGACGCUAAGUGUGAGAACAUUUAUAAGGACUUUUCUGAUUGUGUCCUGGAGCUGGGAGACAGCAUGGAUAACUAUCAGGAGAACGUGACGAGCGAGACAGGAGUGGCAGCCGUGUGCAGCCACUGGGAAGCUUUCCACACGUGUGUCCUCACAGCGCUGUCCGACUGUCAGGAGGAGGUGAGCUCCAUCUGGGAGACUCUGAGGCAGGACUCCACCAAGAUGCGCUUCCAGGGAAGUCUGUUCGACCUGUGCAGCCCCAGCUCCUCGCCCAGCAUCAGCUCGCCUCUGGCGGCCCUCACACUGCCUCUGAUGGGUGCGAUGAUCAUGGCCGGGCCCAACUGGUAUCCUGUAUAGAUGGUGGGGAUUGAGGGUGAGGGCCUCACAUUCCCCUGGGUCAGUCCUUUGAGUUCAAAACUAAAGCCAAGGAUUUAAGAGGAUAAGGAUUAUUAUCACACAGAGCCAUCAAUAUUUGCUGUGAUGAAUAAUACUUGAUCCCCCCUUAUGUCGAGAAACUAGAGUAGAGUAGUUGAGAAAAUUACAUUUCAGCCAACUUAUCAACCGAGACAGACUUGAGUAUUCAAAGGAUUUCAGAUACAAUGUAAGCAGGUCAGUCACAUACCUGUUGCUCUGGGUUACUGAUAUUCAAGAAGUGGACACAAAAGCAUGAACACCCUUGCAAUCUAAUUGAAUGAAGAUUAUAUAUUUAUUAUUAUUAUUAUUAUCAUGUUUGGUUCUUGUCGGUUCUAAAGUGUAGUUUUGAUUAGGUUUCACUGGAUUCAAUUAUAAACAAUUAGUUUAUUAGUUAUAUUACAUUAGAGACUAUAUUAUAGUAAUUUAGAUUAAAUUAGAUAAGAUUAAAUUACAUUAAAUAAGAAUUGACGGAUAGUUUGACUUUUUGCAGGUACAGGACAGUGCAGGUACAUUCUUUCAUAUCUCUCAGAAGCAAUUUUGUAAAAUAAGUAAGAAAAAAAACAUCAAAGUAAAUACAUACUACAUGCAAUAUGAAUUGUAAAAAUACAGACUAUGAACAAUUAUACUUAAAUGUAUUGCACCAAAGAGUGGACUGUUGAGAGACACACAGGUAAAGGAUGCAGUAUUUGUGGUUUUCAUUAAGGUGUUCAUGUUUUUGUACCCUCUUCCUGUAUAUUGUGUUUUAUAGGAUAGUUCAACAUUUUGGGACUUAGCCGAUGCUAUACUUACCUCAUGUCUGUAUUCUAAAUAUAUAAGUAUGCUAGUGCCAUCAGCCAGUUAGCUUAGCUUAGCACUAAGCAGCUCGACUGCCCAUAGCCAAGAAAUAGUUUGAAACAUCCCUGUAAAACCACAGCUUUUUACAACUUUGUACAGAUUUAACAAUCAAAUCUAUAAUAGCAGCUUUAGUCUACAGACAACUAGGUGGUAUCCAUUGUCACACAAAAGCACAUUUAAGUGUAUUUCUGAAAAAGUGGAACUAUUCCUUUAAACAAGAGCUAGUGUAUGUUAAACACCAGGAUACAGAUUUUAAUCCCCAGUGAGUUUGUAUAAAUAAAAACAAUCCAUCAUACAAUAAUUACCUGUCACAUAACAAGGACACAUUUAAAGCAGCAUUUCAGCAAAAAUAUAGCAAUAUCCCCACACAUAUGUCACUAUCAGUCAUUAAAACAGCAGGAUGAAAAACCAUGAAAAAGAUGGAACCAGACAUUAAUCUGACUGGAUUCCAUCUUUAUUACACUAAAGCUAGCGAAUAAACACCAUCCAGAUAAAGGUGAAAUGCCCCUUUAAUCUGUUGUCAAGCGUGCUGAAUGUUUGUGUUUGUGACAAUCAAGCCACUUUACCCCUCCAACACUUUGGCCCAAUGUGGCUGAUGUUGCAUGGCUGCUAUAAAGACACCAAAAACAUCCUGACACUAAACACCACCAAAACAUUACUUUAAACGACUUCAUAAACACAGUAUGGCAUACAGACUACACAUGGGUGGAUAUAUUGCAGAGAUUGUUAAGGAAGAAUCGAUAUAUUAUGAAAACUCUCCAAAUAAUCAUAUUUAGGAGUACUAAAACACAUCAUUUAUUUCAAUUGAAACACUCUCCAAUUGAGUAGAAUAUUAUGCAACAGCAAAACAAUUGCUUAUUUUUGUAAGAUAUCUAUACAAUCACUUUUGUAUCAAUUGUAUUUCAAUUACAGAUUUACCCAUUAAUGAAUUGCAUAUUUACAAUAUCAAACAAAAUACAUUACCAACUGUGCUGCUCACGUUAUGCUUUAAAUCUAUAUUCCUUUGAGAAACGUUGGCAUGAUUUUAAACUUCAGAAGCAGCCAAGAACGACUGAAUCUCGACAGAAAAAAAGCAUCUUUGUUACAGCUUAAAACAAAAAGAACUGGCAAGAUCUCCACUCAUGUAACACUGGUAGCCAAUAGGCUGUGUGAUGUAUCACAAAUUGUAAUGGUGAAUACGAAAUCAAUGUUCAGGUUAAAAUCACCUCACAGAAAUAUGAUGUUUUAUUGCAGUGCUCAUCAUAGAUUCUGAGAUACAGAUACACUGAAAAUGAAUGAGCGAAAGUAUCAAUUAGUUUUAUUUGUUUGCUCUUCAAAAACUGUGUCACCAUUUGCAUAAUUUAUUUUUUAUCUUGACGGUCCUCAUAGGCCUUUUCAAAAAUAUGGAUGAUUUCCUGAAUAUUUUAUACCUUUGAUCCAAAAUGCAUGAUACUUUUAGUGACUUCAUAAUAAUGAACAGUCUGUUGAUGAUAACUUGGACUACAUGUGCAGUGGUAUUGCUCUGCACAUGCAGUUAUAGCAUCCUUUGUAUGCAGAUCCUGAAUCCACCCACCUCCACCUCUUCCAGCAUGUUUGUUCUAGUCGUUUCUAUUUAUUUCAUGUUUCACGAGUGAUGGCAUAAUGUCAACCAUUGUGUGUGUCUGGUGCUGAGAAUUACAAAAACAGUCCUCAAAGCAUGAGCAAUAUGUACGGUCACGGUAAAAAGAGGACUCUCAUUCCUUUGUGUGCAGAAAGCAUGAAAACAACUGUGUUAUCAUUAGCAUUAUACCAACAUGGAGAGAACUUCUGAAUGUAAAAACAAGCAUCCAUGUUUUUUUCAGUUUACUGAUAGAAAAGCACACUAUUUACAACUGUAUAAAGCAAUAUAUGGCAAAGUAAUGUGUUUGUAAUAAUAAAGCACCGUGUUUAAAACAUACA